AUGGAUACAAUCUGGGUCCAGGCUCAGGGCUACAGUCUGGGUCCAGGCUCGGUGCUACAGUCUGGGUCCAGGCUCGGUGCUACAGUCUGGGUCCAGGCUCAGAGCUACAGUCUGGGUCCAGGCUCAGGGCUACAGUCUGGGUCCAGGCUCAGGGCUACAGUCUGGGUCCAGGCUCAGAGCUACAGUCUGGGUCCAGGCUCAUGGAUACAAUCUGGGUCCAGGCUCAGGGCUACAGUCUGGGUCCAGGCUCGGUGCUACAGUCUGGGUCCAGGCUCGGUGCUACAGUCUGGGUCCAGGCUCAGAGCUACAGUCUGGGUCCAGGCUCAGGGCUACAGUCUGGGUCCAGGCUCAGGGCUACAGUCUGGGUCCAGGCUCAGAGCUACAGUCUGGGUCCAGGCUCAGGGCUACAGUCUGGGUCCAGGCUCAGGGCUAGAGUCUGGGUCCAGGCUCAGGGCUACAGUCUGGAUCCAGUCUCACGGCUACAGUCUGGGUCCAGGCACAGGGCUACAGUCUGGGUCCAGGCUCAGGGCUACAGUCUGGGUCCAGGCUCACGGCUACAGUCUGGGUCCACGCUCAGAGCUACAGUCUGGGUCCAGGCUCAGAGCUACAGUCUGGGUCCAGUCUCACGGCUACAGUCUGGGUCCAGGCUCAGGGCUACAGUCUGGGUCCAGGUUCACGGCUACAGUCUGGGUCCACGCUCAGAGCUACAGUCUGGGUCCAUGCUCAGAGCUACAGUCUGGGUCCAGGCUCAGAGCUACAGUCUGGGUCCAGGCUCAGGGCUACAGUCUGGGUCCAGGCUCAGAGCUACAGUCUGGGUCCAGGCUCAGAGCUACAGUCUGGGUCCAGGCUCAGAGCUACAGUCUGGGUCCAGUCUCACGGCUACAGUCUGGGUCCAGGCUCAGGGCUACAGUCUGGGUCCAGGCUCACGGCUACAGUCUGGGUCCACGCUCAGAGCUACAGUCUGGGUCCAGGCUCAGAGCUACAGUCUGGGUCCAGGCUCAGGGCUACAGUCUGGGUCCAGGCUCAGAGCUACAGUCUGGGUCCAGGCUCAGGGCUACAGUCUGGGUCCAGGCUCACGGCAACAGUCUGGGUCCAGGCUCAGGGCUACAGUCUGGGUCCAGGCACAGGGCUACAGUCUGGGUCCAGGCUCACGGCUACAGUCUGGAUCCAGUCUCACGGCUACGGUCUGGGUCCUGGCUCAGAGUCGUGGAGCGAGAUCACAUCAGGCAGAAGCAGCAGUCAUUAUCUCGCCGUCGGAACCUCGCAUUCAGAAGUCCUAACGUGGUCGUCGCCUCCAUAUUGUUCAUUUUCUCUCUCCGCGGGCCGCUAGCAAGACCGCGGUAA
This is a messenger RNA of Knipowitschia caucasica, 1344 nucleotides long. NCBI's taxonomy places the organism in Eukaryota, Metazoa, Chordata, Actinopteri, Gobiiformes, Gobiidae. The record is from the annotation of a GenBank genome assembly.